AAAAGGGAGGGCAUUCUUGUAAAGUAAGAAGACCGGGGAGAGCCGCCAGCGUAGUCAGAGACACAAUUCUUCUAUUUUCCAGGUGUACGGCCAGAUUUCUUUCUUUGAAGAAUCUGACGAAGCGAACCGCUAUACCCUGCGUCGCAUCGCACCCAAUCAACGUCUCCCUUCUUUCUCGCUUUGAAAAAAAUUUUGAAAAUAAAAAAAAUAAAAAGCAAAAAUCCGGAAGAUCUAUCGUCUUUGAUUGAUCUGAGCGAUUGGGCUAUCUGGUUUUUCCCCCCUUAAUCAGUGUCUAAUAUUUGAAUAAAUAGUUUAGCAAUUCAAGGUAAACCCCAUUCCGAAACCCUAAUUCAAUCUUUUCUUUGUAAAGAAAGUGGAAGAAAAAAAAAAUAUCAGAUCUUGCUUUUUCUUUUUCCCUGCAACUUUCCCAGCGUCCGAACGGUGCGUGGGUGGGGGAAUAAUCAUUUUUUUAGGAGCUGGUUUUAUGAGUUUGCUUGUUGGACCUCUUUGAAGUUUCUUCGUCAUUUACAUUAUGGAAGAUCAAAAUUUUAUUGGUCUUCCUGCAUGUACUGAUUCUGGUGGUGAAAAUGAGGGUCAAUACGAUGGCAGUAGCAGUCAUGAGCUUGGCGAAUUAGAUUCUCAACUGACUACUUCCCAGGAUAAGAUGGGACAUGAGAGUGAUGCUCAAUAUGAGGAUGGUCAAUUUAUGCCUGAAGCAAACCUUCAAAAGGAUUUGGUUAACAAUGAUUCAGAUAUGGAAAUUGAGGACAUAAGCUCCAUACCUGCCUUGAGCAACUCUAGCUAUGGAAUUCAAGAGAAUGGCAUUCAUAACUCUAAUCAUGGUACCAUCCAAAAUGAUCGUCAGCGUAGUACUCCUGCAGAUAUAAGAGGUAAAUUAAUAAGUGAGAACCUUGGACAUGAUAAAGGUGAUGUUCAAGGUGCAGAUAGUCACUGCAUAUCAAAAGCAUUCCCUGACAAGGAUUUGGUUGAGAAUUCCUCCCAUGUGGAAGUGAGCGUCAAAAUGAAUGAAACUCUUAGAAUUGCUGAGUUAAAUGCUAGAAUGCACCCUGAGAAGGGUUUCCUCGUUGUCCAAGAUGAAAGCCAUCCCAUUGGAACCCGCAAGACAGGUGGCAAUUCUAUAUCGGGUGUUAAAAGAAGUAGGGUAACAUUUGAAGAACAACAACCUUCAGUUCAUGUGACCUAUAAUUCCAUAACAAGAGCUAGCAAACUUAAGCUUGAAGAGUUAUUACAGCAAUGGUCAGAGUGGCAUGCUAAACAUGAUUCUUCAUCCCAAGAUCCUGCUGAAGUGUUAGAAUCAGGUGAAGAGACAUUCUUUCCUGCUCUGCAUAUUGGCUUGGAAAAUACAUCUGCGGUGUUCUUCUGGAUGGACAACCAAAAAACAAAACAGGAGAAUGGGGAAUUCAUUCCAUUGGAUGAUAACUCUGUUCCCCUAUAUGAUCGUGGAUUUGCAUUAGGUUUGACAUCAGAGGGUGCUUCAAGUAAUCUAGAGGGAGGCUUGGAGAUAAUAGGUGAAGCUGCUCGUUGUUUCAAUUGUGGUUCAUAUAGUCAUUCUUUGAAAACCUGUCCAAAGCCUCGUAACAAUACUGCUGUCAAUAAUGCUCGCAAAAAUCAUAAGUCAAAGCGAAACCAGAAUUCUGGUUCACGUAAUCCUACUCGAUAUUAUCAGAAUUCACCAGCUGGAAAAUUUGAUGGUUUGAGGCCAGGAGCUCUUGAUACUGAAACACGGAAGCUUUUGGGUAUUGGGGAGCUUGAUCCACCUCCUUGGCUUAACAGAAUGCGAGAAAUUGGAUAUCCUCCAGGAUAUCUAGAUCCAGAUGAUGAGGAUCAGCCAUCAGGUAUUAUAAUAUUUGCUGAUGGAGAAAUUAAAGAAGAGCAGGAGGAUGGGGAAAUUAUUGAACAAGAGUAUUCCAAACCACAAAUGAAAAUGACUGUAGAAUUUCCGGGAGUAAAUGCACCAAUCCCAGAAAAUGCUGAUGAGGAUCGCUGGGCAGCUGUACUGAGAAGCCAAUCACACCGUAGAUUGAAUCAUUCUUCAGAAUCUGUAAGCAGAGGGCAUCAUCGUGAACAAAGAUUGUAUAGGGAUUCUAGAGAUGAUGGCCCUCCUGGUGUUGAAUCAGGUUUUAGCCCACCCAUGUCAAGUUACCCAAGAUACAGUAGUUAUGAUCACAGUUACAGCUCUCCCAGUUCCAGAGGUAAUACUCUGAGACCAAGAAGCCCUAUGUCAGGAAGGUCUCAAUCGGAGCGAGGAAGAAGAAGCUCUUUGGUUGAUGAAGGUUACUCAAACCAUGUCCAUUAUGGUUCUUUACCAAAUACACGUUUGUCUGACUAUGGCUCCAGUAGAUAUGAAAACUGGAAUGAUGGAAGUAUAAAUGACUAUGAUCUUGAUUACUCAACUCAUAGUAUGCGGGAUAGGCAUCGCCAUUACAGUAGAAGGUAAGCGAACUCAACAUGAUUGUAACUGCAAAUUGUAAAGAUGCUAUCCUGACAAGACUUGUAGACUAGUUUAUUCAUCUGUAACAAUUAGAAGAGGCCUGUACAAAAAACAAAUAAAAUUAGAUGGACUUUGAUGGUUUUAUUUAUGUAAUGUAUACUGUAGUAUUGAUUCUUCAAUUUCUUUUAUACAUACAGAUGACCGGUUACUUUGUCCUUUUUAA
Messenger RNA from Ziziphus jujuba (common jujube), 2675 nucleotides. RefSeq lists its product as uncharacterized. The record is from RefSeq and is a predicted model, not a curated record. Gene Ontology annotation, molecular function: zinc ion binding; RNA binding. The transcript is spliced from 10 exons. Bases 533 to 2458 code for a protein of 641 amino acids. Lineage: Eukaryota; Viridiplantae; Streptophyta; Magnoliopsida; Rosales; Rhamnaceae. Gene Ontology annotation, cellular component: catalytic step 2 spliceosome.